This is a messenger RNA of Trichomonas vaginalis G3, 240 nucleotides long. RefSeq lists its product as uncharacterized. The record is from RefSeq and is a predicted model, not a curated record. The transcript has a single exon. Lineage: Eukaryota; Parabasalia; Trichomonadida; Trichomonadidae. Bases 1 to 240 code for a protein of 79 amino acids.
AUGACUCAGACAAGCCCUACGGACAAGACCCAAGGGGUCAUAGAUGUUGAAGCAUUGAAGAAAGAAAUUCGUGAGCAAAUUUUAUCCGAACUGAAGGAACAAAAACAAGAACAAAAGCCAGAGAGACCAAAGAGAAAACUUAGUGAAAAACAACUUGCUGCAUUAGCUGCUGGAAGACAAAAGAACCCACGUUUGCUGGCGAAGAAAGCUAGAGAAGAAGCUGAAGCAAAGAAAGAGUAA